AUGGAAAGAGGAAAGGAGAAAAGGGUUUCCAAAAACCUGCAACAAACUUUCCAUCGCUCUAAAGAACCUACCUUCCUUAUCAACCAAGCUGUUCCGUCUAGGGACUCCUCUUCUAGCCUUUUGCCAGAAACAGGGCAAGUCCACCCUGGUGAAGAAAUAAAGACAAACCCUCAGAGAACUAGGCCUGGGACUGUGAUCCUCUCAAGACGCCCUGGUAAGAGAAGCAUGUCAGAAAGCCAGCCUACCCGACCCGUGAUCCCGUCCCGCAGGCCUGGAUUCCGGAUAUGCUAUAUCUGCGGCCGAGAAUUUGGGUCCCAGUCCCUCGCCAUUCAUGAGCCCCAGUGCCUGGAGAAGUGGCGGGUUGAAAACAGCAAGCUGCCCAAGCACCAGCGGAGGCCAGAACCCUCCAAGCCACAGCCGCUGGCCGGCGGCAAUGGGUCCUACACGCUCGAGGCGCUGAACGAGGCAGCGUUCCAGAGCUCGCAGGCCCAGCUGCUGCCCUGCGAAAUCUGUGGCCGCACAUUCUUGCCGGACCGCCUUAUUGUCCACCAGAGAAGCUGCAAGCCCAAGGGCGGUGGGCCCAGAGAGCCAAAGAGCAACAACUCCAGUGACCUUCCUGGUCUUCAGAAAGCUGCUGGUGGCGUCCCACCUCGACCAAGGACUCUCGUCUGCUACAUUUGUGGCAGGGAAUUUGGCUCCCUCUCCCUUCCUAUUCAUGAGCCCAAAUGCCUGGAAAAGUGGAAAAUAGAAAACAGCCAGCUCCCCAGGGAGCUCCGCCGGCCAUCGCCACAGAAGCCUCAGCCCUUUGUACCCGGCGAGGGGCCAAGUCAAGCUCAGCUUGAGCCCUGCCCACACUGCGGCCGGACCUUUGCCCCCCAGCGCCUGCCGGUGCAUCUGAGAAGCUGUAAGCCUCAAUCCAGUGGGCCACGCGCUCAGAAUUUGACUUUAGGGAGCAAAGGCGGCCUGAAAGAGCCCGCUAAUUCCAAGCAGCAAAGGCACGUGGCAGCACCCACUGAGACUGAAAAGGUAACGCAGGCCACGUGA
Pipistrellus nathusii (Nathusius's pipistrelle) is the source of this 1044-nucleotide messenger RNA. NCBI's taxonomy places the organism in Eukaryota, Metazoa, Chordata, Mammalia, Chiroptera, Vespertilionidae. The record is from the annotation of a GenBank genome assembly.